This is a messenger RNA of Telopea speciosissima, 1543 nucleotides long. RefSeq names its product protein farnesyltransferase subunit beta. The coding region runs from base 62 to 1462 and encodes 466 amino acids. The record is from RefSeq and is a predicted model, not a curated record. Gene Ontology annotation, biological process: protein farnesylation. Gene Ontology annotation, cellular component: protein farnesyltransferase complex. Gene Ontology annotation, molecular function: protein farnesyltransferase activity. The transcript has 14 exons. NCBI's taxonomy places the organism in Eukaryota, Viridiplantae, Streptophyta, Magnoliopsida, Proteales, Proteaceae.
GUACAUAUAACAGCACAGAUAUAAAGCGAAAAAGAAGAGCGAAGAGCGUUUUUUUCAGUUGAUGAGUGUCGGAGUCAUGGAGUCGGCGAGUUCGCGACCAACAGUGACUCAGCGCGAGCAGUGGGAAGUGGAGGGGAAGGUUUUCGAGAUGUAUCAACUCUUCAGUAGUGUUCCACACCAUGCCCAAACUAUAAUGUUGGAGCUUCGUCGUGAUAAGCACUUGGAGUUUCUUACCAAAGGUCUCCGACAACUUGGACCGAGCUUCUCUGUGUUGGACGCGAACCGACCAUGGCUCUGUUAUUGGAUCCUUCACUCAAUUGCUUUAUUGGGAGACUCCGUAGACUCUGAAUUGGAGAACAAUUCUAUUGACUUUCUCAGUCGUUGUCAGGACCGGGGUGGCGGAUAUGCUGGUGGGCCUGGACAGAUGCCUCAUCUUGCAACAACUUAUGCUGCUGUAAAUUCACUUAUUACUUUGGGUGGUCAGAGGGCCUUGUCAUCAAUUAAUAGAGAUAAUAUGCGCACAUUCUUGUUGCGGAUGAAACUGCCAUCAGGGGCCUUCAGAAUGCAUGAUGCAGGUGAAAUUGAUGUUCGGGCUUGUUACACUGCUAUUUCUGUUGCUAGUGUUUUGAAGAUUUUGGAUUAUGAGCUGGUACAGAAUGUGGGAGAUUAUAUCCUAAGCUGUCAGACAUAUGAAGGUGGUAUUUCCGGAGAGCCUGGUUCUGAAGCUCAUGGUGGGUACACCUUUUGUGGCUUGGCAACAAUGAUUUUGAUCAAUGAAUCUGACAGGUUGGACUUGCCCAGUCUAAUUAACUGGGUAGCAUUUCGUCAGGGAGUGGAAUGUGGAUUUCAGGGGAGAGCAAAUAAACUGGUUGAUGGGUGUUACUCCUUUUGGCAGGGGGGUGUAUUAGCAUUAAUACGAAGGCUACAUUCACUCAUUGAUCUACAACCGAGGCCAUCAGAAGUUGGUGAAGGAAACCAGACCUCGGGGAAUGUAAGAACUGCAGCAUCUUCCACUUUAUCUGAACAGGAAUGUGGUUUGGAUCUGACUUCGUCUGAUGAUGAUGAUGAUGAUGAUGAUGAUGACGACGACGAGACUUCCCAUUUUGGAGAUGGAGCUGACGCAGAACUUUCCAAUCUCGGUUACUGUUUUGUUAAAGGGCGUGCGGAAUUGGAGCCUCUUUUUCACAGCAUUGCACUUCAGCAAUAUAUACUCCUUUGUUCUCAGUUACAGGAAGGAGGGUUCAGGGACAAGCUUGGGAAGCAUAGAGACUAUUAUCACACUUGUUAUUGUCUCAGUGGUCUGUCAGUGUGUCAAUAUAGUUGGUCUAAGCAUGCUGAUUCUUCACCAUUGCCAAGAACCGUGUUUGGUCCAUAUUCCAACCUGUUGGAGCCCAUCCAUCCUCUCUUCAACAUUGUCUUAGAUAAGUACGACGAAGCGCAUGAUUUCUUCUUUGUGUCCUAAGCUAGUGAGCAUCAUCUCUCUCCCUCUGAAAAAGUUAACUGUACCUUGUGGUUCCAAAGUAAAAAGUGUGUAAUUAUAUGC